AUGUCGACGCUGGCCCCCCUGCGUCUGCUGCGCGAGCCCUGGAAUGCCAGUGAGGGCAACCAGAGCAACACCACAGUCGGAGCCAGCAGCGGCUGGUGCCAGGGGCUGGACAUUCCCAAUGAGCUGUUCCUGGCACUUGGGCUGGUGAGCCUGGUGGAGAACCUGCUGGUAGUGGCCGCCAUCCUGAAGAACAGAAACCUGCACUCACCCACCUACUACUUCAUCUGCUGCCUGGCGGUGUCCGACAUGCUGGUGAGCAUCAGCAACCUGGCGGAGAUGCUCUUCAUGCUGCUGCUGGAGCACGGGGUGCUGGUGAUGCGCCCCAGCAUUGUCCGCCACAUGGACAACGUCAUCGACAUGCUCAUCUGCAGCUCUGUUGUGUCCUCCCUCUCCUUCCUGGGGGUCAUCGCUGUCGACCGCUACAUCACCAUCUUCUACGCCCUGCGCUACCACAGCAUCAUGACGCUGCAGAGGGCCGUGGUGACCAUGGCCAGCAUCUGGCUGGCCAGCACCAUCUCCAGCACCGUCCUCAUCACCUACUACCACAGCAACACCAUCCUCCUCUGCCUCAUCAGCUUCUUCCUCUUCAUGCUGAUCCUCAUGCUGGUACUCUACAUACACAUGUUUGCCCUGGCCCGCCACCACCUCCACAGCAUCUCCAGCCAGCAGAAGCCUCCCACUGCCCACCACAGUGGCAGCCUGAAGGGCGCUGUCACCCUCACCAUCCUCCUGGGGGUCUUCUUUGUCUGCUGGGGGCCCUUCUUCUUCCACCUCAUCCUUAUUGUCAUCUGCCCCACCAACCCCUUCUGCACCUGCUUCUUCAGUUACUUCAACCUCUUUCUCAUCCUCAUCAUCUGUAACUCGGUGAUUGAUCCCCUCAUCUAUGCCUUCCGGAGCCAAGAGCUCCGACGGACGCUGCGGGAGGUGGUGACGUGCUCCUGUGGGGACCGGCUGGGACCGGGAGGAACCGGCAGGGCGGCGAGAGGCUGGUUUCCACGCGGGGGGCGGCCAGGGCCGCCCCCGGACAAAGGGCCCAUCCCUGUCGUCUUUGUUCUCGGGCCGCGCCCGCCGCCGCCCACCCCGGCACCGGGGGUGCCCCCUGGCCGUGCCCCCCGCGGCUGCCGGGGCUCUCCGCUCCGCCGCGGCGUGGCGUGGCCGUGGGCGUGGCCGUGGGCGUGGCCGGGCGUGGCGGCCCGGGCGGUGCCGGUGCCGCAGGGCUGUUGCAGCGCUGCGGCGGCGGCCGCUGAUUGGCUGCGGGCGGCGGUGACGUCAGCGGCCGUCCCGGUGCGGCGGCGGGCGCCUAUAAAGUCGGUGGCGGCGGCGGGUCCGCCCCCCGCGCUCCCGGUGCCGCUCUGCUCCGGUGCCGCUCCGCUCCCGGCCCCUGCCCGCUCCCAUCCCGCUGCGCUCCGGCCCGGCCGCACCAUGAGGGAGAUCGUCCACAUCCAGGCGGGGCAAUGCGGCAACCAGAUCGGCGCCAAGUUCUGGGAGGUGAUCAGCGAUGAACACGGCAUCGACCCCAGUGGCAACUACGUGGGGGACUCAGACCUGCAGCUCGAGCGCAUCAGCGUCUACUACAAUGAGGCCUCUUCUCACAAGUAUGUGCCUCGUGCUAUCCUGGUGGACCUGGAGCCAGGGACGAUGGACAGUGUGCGCUCAGGCGCCUUCGGCCACCUCUUCCGCCCCGACAACUUCAUCUUUGGGCAGAGCGGUGCCGGGAACAACUGGGCAAAGGGGCACUACACGGAGGGGGCCGAGCUGGUGGACUCCGUGCUGGAUGUGGUGCGGAAGGAGUGCGAGAACUGCGACUGCCUGCAGGGCUUCCAGUUGACCCACUCGCUGGGUGGGGGCACAGGCUCGGGCAUGGGCACCCUGCUCAUCAGCAAGGUGCGGGAGGAGUACCCCGACCGCAUCAUGAACACCUUCAGUGUGGUGCCGUCCCCAAAGGUGUCGGACACGGUGGUGGAGCCCUACAAUGCCACGCUCUCCAUCCACCAGCUGGUGGAGAACACGGAUGAGACCUACUGCAUUGACAACGAGGCGCUCUACGACAUCUGCUUCCGCACCCUCAAACUGGCCACCCCCACCUACGGUGACCUAAACCACCUCGUUUCAGCUACCAUGAGCGGUGUCACCACCUCCCUGCGCUUCCCUGGCCAGCUCAAUGCUGACCUCCGCAAGCUGGCUGUCAACAUGGUGCCCUUCCCGCGUCUCCACUUCUUCAUGCCGGGCUUUGCCCCGCUGACAGCGCGUGGCAGCCAGCAGUACCGCGCCCUCACCGUGCCCGAGCUCACCCAGCAGAUGUUCGAUGCCAAGAACAUGAUGGCUGCCUGCGACCCCCGCCAUGGCCGCUACCUCACUGUGGCCACUGUCUUCCGUGGCCGCAUGUCCAUGAAGGAGGUGGACGAGCAGAUGUUGGCCAUCCAGAGCAAGAACAGCUCCUACUUUGUAGAGUGGAUCCCCAACAAUGUCAAGGUGGCUGUGUGUGACAUCCCGCCGCGGGGGCUGAAGAUGUCCUCCACCUUCAUCGGGAACAGCACAGCCAUCCAGGAGCUCUUCAAGCGCAUCUCAGAGCAGUUCACAGCCAUGUUCCGCCGCAAAGCCUUCCUACACUGGUACACAGGUGAGGGCAUGGACGAGAUGGAGUUCACCGAGGCCGAGAGCAACAUGAAUGACCUGGUGUCUGAGUACCAGCAGUACCAGGAUGCCACAGCUGAGGAGGAGGGUGAGAUGUACGAGGACGACGAGGAGGAGUCGGAGGCACAGGGCGCCAAGUGAUGCCUGACGCCACCCCCCAACGCUGCCCAUGGCCCCCCUGGCUUUGCGCUGCUGCACCCCCCGGGUGGUACCCCCCCUGCCGUCCCCUCAGUGUGUCCUGCCCCCCUGCCCCCCUGAGCCAGCUCGGCUCCCCACCCCUCUGUCCUGCCUCCCCCCUUUUCGUUUUUUACUGGUUCGUGUCUAUUGUUUUUUUUGAAUACUUAAUAAAUUUAUUGCUGUCCAGGUA
Chiroxiphia lanceolata (lance-tailed manakin) is the source of this 3001-nucleotide messenger RNA. It is a transcript of the gene TUBB3, whose product is annotated as tubulin beta 3 class III. The record is from RefSeq and is a predicted model, not a curated record. Gene Ontology annotation, cellular component: membrane; microtubule; cytoplasm. Bases 1 to 2775 code for a protein of 924 amino acids. Gene Ontology annotation, biological process: axon guidance; G protein-coupled receptor signaling pathway; mitotic cell cycle. Gene Ontology annotation, molecular function: structural constituent of cytoskeleton; GTPase activity; GTP binding. The transcript is spliced from 6 exons. NCBI's taxonomy places the organism in Eukaryota, Metazoa, Chordata, Aves, Passeriformes, Pipridae.